This is a messenger RNA of Chlorella variabilis, 1506 nucleotides long. RefSeq lists its product as hypothetical. The transcript has 8 exons. Gene Ontology annotation, molecular function: telomerase inhibitor activity; G-rich strand telomeric DNA binding. NCBI's taxonomy places the organism in Eukaryota, Viridiplantae, Chlorophyta, Trebouxiophyceae, Chlorellales, Chlorellaceae. Gene Ontology annotation, biological process: telomere capping; regulation of telomere maintenance via telomerase. Gene Ontology annotation, cellular component: nuclear telomere cap complex; chromosome, telomeric region. Bases 1 to 1506 code for a protein of 501 amino acids. The record is from RefSeq and is a predicted model, not a curated record.
AUGACCUAUGACUAUGUGAUGCUGAGUGCGGCCGCCGAGGCCACGCGCAACACCUUUCUGUGCUUGUGGGCGGUGGUGUCGGAAUGCAGCGUGCCGCGGCCCACGCGGGGCACAGACCUGGUUUGCAAUCUGACGCUGAUAGACCCCAGCACUCCCGACCGCCCAGAGCUGGCUGCCGGCAUCGAGCUGAUGUGCUUUGCGCCCCACGCUGAGCAGCUGCCGCACCUGCGCCGGGCCGGGGACAUCAUUCGCCUGCACAGAGUGAAGGUGGAUCGGUACAACGACCGGCCGCAGCUGGUGGGGAAGGUGGGCUUCCGGGGCUUCGCCUUCUGCCUUUUUGAUGGGGCCUCUGCUGGCGUGGCCCAGCCCUACCAGGUCUCCUCUGCGCACUACUUCUUCGAUGAGCGGGAGCAGGGCCUGCUGGAGGCGCUGCGCCACUACAUGGCCACCCUGAACCGGCAGCAGCUUGGCGGCAACACCACCUACCUGCGCCGCAUCAAGGACAUCCGCCCGAUGCAGUUCUUCGACGCCGUGUGCCGUGUGCUGGCGGCGGAUGACAGCCAUGCCAGCCUGCGUCUGCUCUACCUUUGGGAUGGCUCAGAUGCCCUUCCCUUCCCAAAGGCGUACGACACGCGGCAGGAGGAAGAUGCAUCCGAGGUGCAGCAACAGCUGCCUCUGCUGCGGCCUUUUGCGCUGCCCCUAGAGGACUUGCCAGACUUUCGUGAAGUGCCACUGCUUGGGACCGCACUGCCGCUGGUGCUGCCCAAGAGCAGCCGCGUGGAACAGCCGGCGGUGGGCAGCUGGGUGAAGUUUCGCAACCUGGGCGCACGUGUGGUGAGCGGCCAGCUGCAGGCCUUCUUCUUCCGCAACAGCCGCUGGGCACCCUGGCAGCAUGAGAUGCAGCCGCAGCAGCAGUUCAUGGAUGAGUAUCGCGAACGCCUGGGGGCCAACCACACGGCGGGCUGGGCGCCAGACCCGCGCGCGGGCGCAACCGAGCUGCUGACGCUGUGCAGCCACCGGGAGCGGCCAUGCAGUACGCUCCGUCAAGUGUUGCUGGACACGCCAGCGGCACGGCCGCGCUGCUACCGCGUGCUGGUGCGGCUAGUGGACCACCAGCCGCAGGACCCCACCGCCAUGUGCCACCCAGCCAGCGAGUGCGGGCUGCCAGGCCCCUCCAAUGGCAUCGCUGGCAGUAGCGGCUGGGUGUACACGCUGAAGCUGGUGGUUGAGGACGCCACCGCCACGCUAGACCUCAUCCUCUUUGGCCCCGAUGCCGACUGCUUUUUCAAAGACCUGCCGGCACGUGAUUUGCGGGACGAAGCAUCGGCGGCGGCGGCGCUGCGGCAGCGGCUGCAGCAGCUGCUGGGCCAGGGCUGCCAACGGGACGGCGGGCCGUGGAUGGAGCUGAGCAUCAAGUCGUACUACACAGAUUCCACCAGGCCCUGGCAGACACGACAGUACCGCGUGCAUGACAGCAGCCUGCAGCAGCUGCCGGCGCCGGCGUGA